AUGGUAACUAUGAGAUCUAUGAUUGCUCUUCCUGCUUCUAAAGGCUGGAAUAUAUCACAAAUGGACGUAUAUAAUGCAUUCUUGCAAGGGAUUUGUACGAGGAAGUGUGUAUGGAACUUCCUCAAGGUUUUAGGAGAUAGGGAAAGACAAAGUCAUGAGAUCCAAAGAAGGGAUUCUAUUGAAUCAGAGGAAAUAACGUGCUCUGAUUUGGGAUUGAGUGGUGCUAAGCCUGUCUCAACUCCCAUAGAUCUCAACCAGAAGUUCACUUCUUCUGAGUUUGACAGACACACUGGCACUACAGGUGAUGAAAUCCUGACAGGUGUGAGUGAAUACCAAAGAUUGAUUGGUAGGUUGAUCUAUUUUACUAUCACACGACCAGACAUUGUGUUUGCAAUGCAAACUCUCAAUCAGUUCAUGCAAGAGCCCAAAAAUUCUCAUUGGGAUGCUGCUAUGAGAAUUGGGCAAGUUGUCCAAACACACGAAGGACUGUUUGCUGAACUUGGAGUGCCUAUCAAGAAACAUGUGGAAGUCUGUCGUGAUAGCAAGGCUGCUCUCCAGAUUGCAGCCAAUCAUAUCUUCCACGAGCAUACCAAACAUAUUGAGAUCGAUUGCCAUUUUGUGUGCGCCAAGAUCAAACAAGGUGUACUUAGCACACAAUUUGUGGGGACUAAAGAUCGGCUAGCUGAUCUUCUCACUAAAGGUCUUGGACAGUUUCAGCAUGCAUUUCUACUAGGCAAGCUUUGA
Nicotiana attenuata is the source of this 744-nucleotide messenger RNA. RefSeq lists its product as uncharacterized. The record is from RefSeq and is a predicted model, not a curated record. Bases 1 to 744 code for a protein of 247 amino acids. The transcript has 4 exons. Lineage: Eukaryota; Viridiplantae; Streptophyta; Magnoliopsida; Solanales; Solanaceae.